This is a messenger RNA of Photinus pyralis (common eastern firefly), 2412 nucleotides long. RefSeq names its product medium-chain acyl-CoA ligase ACSF2, mitochondrial-like. Gene Ontology annotation, molecular function: medium-chain fatty acid-CoA ligase activity. The coding region runs from base 475 to 2160 and encodes 561 amino acids. Lineage: Eukaryota; Metazoa; Arthropoda; Insecta; Coleoptera; Lampyridae. The transcript has 8 exons. Gene Ontology annotation, biological process: fatty acid metabolic process. The record is from RefSeq and is a predicted model, not a curated record.
AGUAGGUAAACUGAAAAAAGUAAAACCCACUCAUUGAUUUCUAUUCAAUCUGUUGGAAUUCUUCGAGCUCUAUUAGAAAAAGGGGCUGUAAACUCCUAAAUUAAUAGGUAGGUGAAAUUUCUGAAAGGUUUCCUAACACACCACGCACCCCACCCUACCAAAUACAAAAAUCAAGAUCCGUUUCCAGACAGUAUGUGAAACUACGUUAUUUUAAAAAAUCAAAUUAGCACAUGACCUUUGUUAAGUAGCCACCAUAUUUUAACAUCACAGUUAUUUAUUUAUGUUGGUCUUGGGAUUGUCAAAACAUUUUUACGAUUGCGUCUCACACACUUCAAUAAAAAGCAAAAUGAAAAUAGGAGUUAGCCAAGGUUUUCCGUUUUGCACUAUCGCCUAAAUUACCAUACAGUAACCCUCUAGUUAUAAGAUUACAGGUCUAAUGAGGUUGCCAAACAAGUUGUUGUGGUCAAAGAAAAUAUGAAUAGAAUCCGGAGUGCUAGAUUUUGUUCCAACCUAAGCUACUUACAUCAUAUAGGAAAAAUUCCCCUGGAAUACAUUCCCUAUGGAAAGUUACUGGAACGAACUGCAUUGCGGUACCCCGAACGGGCAGCUGUCAUAUCGCUACAGGACAACAAAAGAAUUACAUACCAAGAUCUGAAAACACAAGCUGAUCGUUUUGCUGCAGGGCUUCAGCAAAUUGGCAUAAACUACGGUGACCGUGUCGGGCUUUGGGCACCCAAUACUAUAGAAUGGAAUGUGGUUUCCUUAGCUUGCGCUCGAGGAGGAUUCGUAGUGGUGCCCCUCAAUCCUGCUUACACAAAACCAGAAAUAGAAUAUUGCAUUAACAAAGUGCGUUUGAAAACUAUUAUCUGCCCAGAGAGAUCUAGCAAACAACGCUUUUACGCAACACUGUGCUCCAUCAUAAACAACUUAGACAAUCAAAAACCUGACAAUUUGAUUAAUACCACCACCCCAUUCCUCAGUAGCAUAAUAACAAUAUCCGAAAACCAUCUUGGAGGCACAUUUAAUUAUAACGACAUUAUGGGUUUAGCAAGUGAAACCUCUGUACGAGAAAUUAAUCAACACCAAGUUAAUCCUGAAGGAGUAGCAAAUAUUCAAUUCACAUCUGGCACUACCGGAAAACCGAAAGCAGCAAUGAUCAGUCACUUCAGUAUUGUCAACAACUCACUCGCCAUUGGUAAGCGAGUUGAACUUGAUGAGAAACAUCACAAAGUUUGUGUACAAAUCCCAUUCUUUCACGGAUUUGGCUACACAACCUCAAUUGGAGCCUCCGUGGCUUAUGGGGCCACAAUAGUUAUACCCUCUCCCACAUACAAUUCUCUGCAAAAUCUGAGAGCGAUCAAAGAGGAAAAUUGUACAGUUGUUCAAGGCACACCGACUAUGUACAUCGAUUUAGUCAACGUUCAGAUGCAACACAACGAGAAGAUCUCUCUCGAAAUAGCCAUGUGUGGAGGAGCCCCAAGCUCAUCAGAACUGUACAAGAAAAUGAAACAACACCUAAAUGUGAAAAAGAUUACGUCGGUAUAUGGGUUAUCUGAAUUGACUUGUGUCGCAUUUCAAUCUCUGUCUUUAGACGACGAAGAUAAAGUACUCAAUACUGUCGGGCACGUAGGCGAUCAUUUAGAAGUAAAAGUUGUUGAUGAAAAAAAUGAAAUAGUGCCUAUAGGCACACCGGGCGAGCUAUGCGUUCGGGGAUACAAUACCAUGCUCGGUUACUGGGAAGACAAAAAGAAAACUGAUGAAGUGAUCGAUGAUGGCGGUUGGUUCAAAACCGGGGAUAAGUUUAUUCUCGACAAGAACGGCUAUGGGAUAUUUAUUGGUAGAUUAAAAGAUAUAAUAAUUAGAGGUGGAGAGAAUAUAUUCCCGAAGGAGAUUGAAGAUUUCUUGUAUACUCAUCCCGACGUACUGGAAAUUCACGUGAUUGGUUUGGCGCAUGAAAGACUGGGCGAAGAAGUUUGUGCUUGCGUUAAGGUGCGCGAUGGAGCCGAGUUAACGCUAGACAGAAUUCAGGAGUUCUGUGAAGGAGUCUUGUCAAAAUACAAAAUCCCAACUCAACUAAGGAUUGUAGACAAAUUCCCUAAAACGCAAUCGGGGAAAAUCCAAAAGUUUCUAUUGAAAAGGCAGUUUGAAUCAGAUAAUUGAUCAGUUACUUUUAAUAGGUUAUACGCAGUGUCCCGCUCGUAUUCGAAUAAGACUUGGAUCUUUGAUGUAGAAAGACCGGCUAUAUUCAACUAUCAAGAAAAAGGUGCCAACCUCACUGAUUAUACAAUUAUUUGGUUGAGAAAACGUCCACUGCAUUGUCGGCCAUUUAAUGUUUAUUGGCUAUGUUUAAGUCUCUAUAAAUUCUAUAUGUUACCCUUACUCUUGUUAAAAUAAACAACACAAACAAUUCAA